AUCUAUCUACUAAUAAUAUCCUGCCGUUGUUUCUUUGCUGGUCAAAGAAGUCAUUUUCGAGUCCGUUGAUCGGACACACUAUGUUAUUUUGAGAUACCCGUCCAGUUGGAUAUAAUACUGUCGUUGGGAUCAGGACAAAGCUCAUUUUAUCGACUUAUAUCAUAUUUAAUUUGGGGCGGAAAGGUGAUCUGGCAUCACUCACACCAUGGCAGACUCUCACCAUCGCCAGGUUGCGACUUUGAGCUCGCCUCUGCGGCUGGCCCGCAAGCCUUUACUUAAUACCAUAAUGGAAGCCAAUGAAAACUCACCCGGAGAACAACAGAGUGUGCGACAUGAGAUGACGAGGGAGAGUUUACACUCGAUUCAAAUUGCAAUGUCAUUUUCUCCAGAGACAGCUAGGCGGAUAUCGACUCCGGUCGACACAUUAUCCUCGAGUUCAUCCUCAUGUUCGGACGAGGAGUGGCAGCAAGGAUUACGACCAUUUGAUGAUCUUUACGAUGCAUCGGAUGAUGAUGAGCGAAACUGUCCUUCGCUAACCGACAGUCGACCUAGCAGUCUUGCAACCAUGUCUAUUAGAAGUUCGACAUAUUCAACUAACAGUCGGAAUCGAUACCCGAGUCUUAUGAUCCCCACAGCGAGCCUGUGGCCAUCGCUUGUUAAUCCUCAUAAGAGUUCUCCUGUCCCUCCAACUCCACCACCGAAAAUCCCAGUGUCGCCAGCAGCGCUAUCGAUGCUGCCUGGGAAUGUACCGGCAAUACAUGCUCCUCCUUCGUUGGAUGGGAGCUUAUCCUCAGAUCAGAUAUCGAAUAUCAGUUCUCCGGCCACGCCAGACUUACGCCCAGUGCGUGACCAUGAUUGGGACAAUGAAAUCAUUCGCGUACGACAGGAUCCCACUGCGCCUAGUAGUGCAGGCGCAUCCAGUACUGACUUGACAACUGACGAGGAGAGAGCAAUCGAAACAUCCGUCGAUGACUGGAAUCCUCUCCUCGAUAGUUUCCCAGCUAUACCUGCCGGAUUCGAGAGUCACGAGCCAGCAGUACUUUCGCCUGAUGAUCAACAUAAUAAUCCUGUUUCGCCCCGCUCCGAAAGCCCUGAACUUGAUGGAAUCACCCUACCCCCAGCUGCCAUUGCGACUCUUCAACACAUCCCACUUGAUUCCACGCCUGGCCCCUGGUCUGAAACUUCGGAAAAGAAUGAUGAAAUGUGGCAACUCGCUACACCACCGACUAACCGUCAACAACGGAAUAGCCCUCCUCCAGACGCGACACCCGAUUCUGAGCUGUCUGGUUACAGUUUUACGAAUCUCAGCAUCCCAUCUCCUGGGGGCUUCUUCUCGUCACUUGAUCCCAAGUCGAGGUAUACUUGGUCGUUGCCGAGUGUAGUCAAUCCACCAACUACUGCUGUUGCUGCAAGAUUUUAUGAUCUCCCCUGGGGUCUGGAUCAGGGUGAGGUUGUGGAACAGGUCGUUGAAGUUGCGGUGGACCAGAAUAUCGCGGAAGAUCAACCUACCGCUGUUCCUAUUACGGCUAUCAGAAUUCCCUCUGCACAGCACAAACGCAGCGACUCACAUGAUAGUUCAAGCCCCGUUGUCGCAGAUGUGGAGGAACUCGACCGCUCAGGAGUCCCAGCAUACGAAUAUGACGAAGCUUAUGACGAUGAACUAAAACGUCAAGCCGUUGCUAAUCUUGACCGAACUAGUGUGUGGUUGGCAGCUCAACAUUCAUAUUUGUCGGCUCUCAGCGAGACAAAUCCUGUCAAUGUGGUAGAGGCCAACAAGAAACCCGAGCCUCUCGAAGUUGAGAACCGCCCAGUUUCGUCAUCUGGACACUCACCCCCUCGCAAAUCCGUCCGGUUCUCAGAAGACGUACAAGAACUAACAAUGUCUCCUCUUCCACCACCACCAGAAGACAUGAGCAAAGAUUCCAUCUACUGGCGUGGAUUCCAGUUCGUUCUACAACAAUCCCGUCGACGAGAUGUUUUCUUGCAUAGCGAUAUUCGUUUCGACGCUGUGCAAUCUGUCCGACUUGGAUUCCCACAGAAACAUCGUGCUGCAUUGCUAGGCAAGUUCGAGUUAGAGGCACCAGAACGACCUGGCUACAAAGGACCGUUCUCGCAAGCACCACGGAAAUCGGUGCUUGCAGAAGUUCUCGCCGAACAAGCACUGUACUCGAAUCUGGAGAAAGAGCAGAUGGUUCUUUCACAGCUGUAUCAGUCCAUGUGGGCUGUGGAUGCCUCGCGAUUUUUGAACGGUGGUCGACUCAUUUCUCGACCAGCUGCGAAACGUUUAUCGACAAUUUUGAAACAAAUGGACAAUCCACAACUCGGUACUAUUGCCCCAAAGCGUCGAUUGAGGGUUCUCGACCUCGGUGGUCAAGCUACAUGUGGAUGGGCGUGGCAACUCGCGCACGACUACCCCGAUGUCAAGGUGUAUACAGUUGUUGGCAAGAACCAAGAAGUAAACAGCCACAUCAAGGGUCCCGCCAACCAUCGUCGCGUCUCGGUGCCAUGUUUAUGGAAACUACCCUUCCGCAACAAUCAAUUCGACGUUAUCUCUGCACGGUCAUUGCACGCUCUUCUCAAAACCGAGCGUCCCGCUGGGGAAGAACUCGAUGAAUAUGAUCUGUGCCUCAAGGAAUGUUACCGCUGUCUCAAACCAGGUGGCUAUCUGGAAUUCUUCACCAUGGACUCCUCAAUCGCGCGUGCCGGACCUUUAGGAACCGCAGCAUCCGUCGAAUUCACCUUCAAUCUCAAAACCCGUGGCUAUGAUCCCUCACCCACGCGCGGAUUCUUGAGUCGAUUGCAACGCUCCAAUUUCGCCGAUAUCAAACGUGCCUGGCUGUUUUUACCUAUGGGCAUUGAACCCAUCAAACCUGAACCAAUGCGCGAGACUCCUAACCCCCGAGUGAAAAGUCAGAUCGACUGCGAAGCCAUCCAGGGGCCUGUCGGAAGUACAGCUGACGUCGCUAGCAUGACCGGUUUGCUCGGUGGAUGGAUGUGGGAGCAAUGGUUGUUGAAGAUACAAAUGGAAAUGGGACGGGAAGAGAAUGAUUUACUCAAAGAUAUUGGGGGCGUGUUUGAUGAAGGGAGGAAACUUAAUGCUGGCUGGACUUGUUUGUCUGGAUGGGCUAUGAAGCCUACUAGGAGGUCAACGAUGAUGAUGAUGAUGAUGAAUAGGGUCUUUUUGCCCAACUUGAAGAUUAUUAUCCUAUGUGCCGGAUUUACGGAGUAUAUGUAUCUUUUCCUGAAAUUGUAUGCAGGUCACGUGACUCCAGAACAAACCAGAGCUACCCUUUCUGCUGCCCGCUUUCGACCACUUCAACCUAGCGAAACGAAACAACUUCAGCGAUUAUUGAGCAUAACGAUUAUUGCCAGUGGUAUCGUGCUGUAAGGGCUCUUCCCAAAUUACCGAAUUCACUUAAACGCCAAGAGAUGCAAUCAUCGCAGACAUAAUCGCAUUUUCAGUUGUUCAACUACUUUCCCCGCCCAAACCACAUUAUUUAAUUCAUACACAGCACAAGUCACGAUGUUGUUCUUCAGCUUCUUCAAAACCCUCACAAACCACAUCGUAACUGUCGAACUCAAAAACGACAUUCGCAUCCGCGGCACCUUGAAAUCAGUCGAUCAAUACCUCAACAUCAAGCUGGAUGACGUCGAUGUGCUGGAUUUGGAUAAAUAUCCGCAUCUGUCGUCGGUGAAGAAUAUGUUUAUUCGAGGGAGCGUGGUGCGAUACGUGGUUUUGCCGCAGGCGGAGGUUGAUAGAGGGUUGUUGGAGGAUGCGACAAGGAGAGAGGCUGCGAAUCAGGCUAGUAAGGCUCGAUGAAGGGAUUACGACGUACGGACCAUUACGAUAGAAGGGGAAUAUGUUACGACACGGUCGAACUCGCAAAGAGACCCGAAUAAUAAAUGAGGUUUCUACGACACCUGGGACUUAUGUUACAUAGCGCCAUUGCGCGAAAUGUUAUGAUACUUCGGACGCUGUGUAUGAUGGAGAGAUUAAAGGUUGAAUAUUCCGGUUACCUGGCCUGGAAUGAGGAAUGAAGAGACUUGUGUGUCUAAAAUUUUAUAUCCGGCGGAAAGCAUAUGAUGGCGCAGUUGUUAUUGCGGUUGCGAUCAUGUUUAGUGGGAGUCCCGGAGCAACUUAUGUUGGAAUAGACUCAAUUGACAGUGAUAAUGUCAGGUCAUUUGCGAGUCCUUUUAUACAGUUAAUUGUAUAACAACUACAAGUUUCAUCCCC
Molecule: messenger RNA, 4234 nt
Organism: Talaromyces stipitatus ATCC 10500
Lineage: Eukaryota; Fungi; Ascomycota; Eurotiomycetes; Eurotiales; Trichocomaceae
Exons: 5
Coding region: 206-3388 (1060 amino acids)
Molecular function (GO): S-adenosylmethionine-dependent methyltransferase activity
Source: RefSeq, a predicted model, not a curated record